Schizophyllum commune H4-8 is the source of this 1856-nucleotide messenger RNA. RefSeq lists its product as uncharacterized. Bases 22 to 1620 code for a protein of 532 amino acids. Lineage: Eukaryota; Fungi; Basidiomycota; Agaricomycetes; Agaricales; Schizophyllaceae. The record is from RefSeq and is a predicted model, not a curated record. The transcript is spliced from 6 exons.
GUUGAAAGCCCGCCUGCAGCCAUGACAGUCAUCGCGGCGAGCUCAAGAGAUACUGGUGGUGCGAUAGCUACCACCUCGAAGCAAGCGGCUCGGAAUGCAGACACUCACAACGGGCACACUGAGGAAAAUCCUGUGAUCGCGGGGUGCGAGUUCGUAUAUGAGAACACAGACCUCGUCAGAGUAGACGAAUCCGGCGUCCAAGCCGCUGCCGAAUACAUCCACCGCAAAAUGCUCUCCGAGUCCUACAGUCCGCAAACCUGGCGGACGCACCCCUUGCACAAUAUCCCAGACGAUACGAAGCCCUUGCACGACCCGGCGAACGUGCGCGUCCUGGACUGGAUUUUCCUCAUCUCGUCUCUGAACUUCAGUUUUUGGUCCGAGAGGGAGGGAACGGACGCGAGGUAUGGCGUGCUGUGGCAAGAGAGCUGGGCCUCUGGGAAGCCGAAGGUGUUCACGGGAUACUGGAGCCUGGUCGCUGCGCUGAAUCGAGCAUCGAGCGAGGGUACCCCGAUUACCGACCCCAAAUUCUACGCUGACAAGGACGCCUGCCCCGUCGAGCUUAUCGCCCACGUCUUUCGCCGUGCGCCUCAAUCCAAGGAGGACAUACCCCUGCUGCAAGAACGCAUCAGCAUCAUGCGCGAGAACGGUCGGAUACUCUGCGAGGACUUCGGCGGCAGUUUCGCUGGCUUCAUCAACGCCUUCCACGCGAAAUUCGAGAGGCAGGGCACCGCUCUCGACCUGGUAAAAAUGAUCACCGAGACGUUUCCCUCUUUCCGGGACGAGACCGUGUUCGAGGGCCGCAGAGUCUGCAUCUGGAAGCGCGCCCAGAUUCUGGUCGCGGAGCUCUGGGCGGCGUUCUUCCCCGAGUGUUCUCCGGAGAGCACGGCUGCAGCUUCUGUGGAGAGCACGAAUGUAGCUUCUGGGGAGAGCUCAGCGUCUCCGUCUUCGACCUUGUCGGCUGAGCCGAGUCCAUCGUCUGCCAUCCCGGAUUCAUCGUCGGCCAACCCGAAUUUAUCGUCGGCGAACCCGACAUCGCCGGCAACCUCCGCCCCACCUACGACCCCCACUUUGUCUCUCCCCGCCUCCACCUUCACCUCCACCUCCACCUCCACCUUCACCCCCACCUCCACCACCACCACCACCACCUCCCCCACCCCGCCCCACCCCCUCUUCCCCGGCCCCCGCGGCCCCGCGAUCGGCGCGCUCACCAUGUUCGCGGACUACCGCGUGCCGCAGGUGCUGCACCACCUCCGAAUCCUGAGGUACGCGCCGGGGUUGGAGGAUUUGUUGCGGGGCAGGACGACUUUGCCGCAUGGAAGCAGAGAGGAAGUGGCGCUGAGGGCGGGGAGCGUGCUCGCGGUGGAGCGGGUGAGGGGGGCGAUUGGGAGGAGGGUAAGGGAGGCGGUUGAAAAAAGAAUUUCGACUAGGUUGGAACAUGGUACUCGAGACCGUGAGGGGAAGGACGAGGACAGCGGUCCCAAACUGGAAGUCUCCAGCGUCCUCAUCGACUUCUACCUCUGGGACCUGGCCAAGCGUGUCGAGAGCGGGGCGGAGCGGAUCGAGGGGAUUGAGACGGCGGAGGUGCUGCCGGCGCAUAGGACGAGGAGUAUUUGGUAUUAGGGCGAGGAGUAAUUGGUAUGAGGGCGAGAGGCGCAGUCGAGGACUAUCGGUUGAGCGUAGUCGGGGAAUACUGGAUGAGCGUAGUUGAGGACUGCAGGACAAGCGGAGGCCCGAGUUUCUUUGGACUCUUGUACUUCGAUGAUUUUUUUGUAGACAUGAAAUCGUUUUUGUAGACGAAUAUAGACGUGGGGUGCCGUGAGCGGCGGAGCAUUGCGCGCUGAUGACGGUUGUCCGAU